Rhipicephalus microplus (southern cattle tick) is the source of this 416-nucleotide messenger RNA. Its product is annotated as sodium-coupled monocarboxylate transporter 2-like. NCBI's taxonomy places the organism in Eukaryota, Metazoa, Arthropoda, Arachnida, Ixodida, Ixodidae. The record is from RefSeq and is a predicted model, not a curated record.
AACAAGCGGAACCAUAAUGACUCUUCUCGCUAUAGCUGCACCGAAUAUGGGAACGGCUGCACGGCUGUUCUUUUCGUUUUAUUCUACUGUUUCUGGUCCAUUCGCUGGACUGCUUUUUCUGGCACUCUCAUCGCCGUGGGUGAACGCAAAGGGUGCUGCUUGGAGCACACUGUUGGUAUGCCUCCUGCAGCUGUGGCACGCAAUAGGACGAAGCAUUUCACCCAUUGCACCUGAUCGUGUCUUCUCUGGAACCUUGGAUCGAUGCCCAAACGAAACUUCAGGUACCACGAGCGUACUUCAACUCCAGCUGGACAGCGGAUUCGUGUUCCCUCUUUACGAAGUGUCGUUUCAUUGGAUGUCUUUUGUGGGAGCUCUUCUAACUUUAUUUUUUGGAACCGUCUUGAGUAUUACAACAG